AAUUAGACCACUAGUGGAGAGUUACUACUGAAGUGGAAGGAGUUAAACACUAAACAGUAAUGAUUUCGUGAGGAUAAAUCAAGUGUGCCUGUGUGGAUUUGUGUGCGUUGCAAUGAGGAUUAACCUAGUACUUCAGCUGAUGCUGAUUGGAAUGACGUUCAACACUCACACACAGGCUGGCUUUUAACAAGACUGGACGCUGUAUGUGUGUUUGGGUGCGACAGAAAGAAAGAGGACACAGUGAUUAUAAUGUAAUGUCACCAUGACGGUGACUGUGUUGUCUGUCUGUACACAAGCUGCCCUCUCUUCAAUCUCUCUCCACGUACACACUCUCACAAUGACGGCUAAGUAGACUGUACUACCGUACCUGGCAUGGUGCCUUUUGGCCCAGUAUGUUGUAAGUGGCUGUAAAUGGGUUAGUUAGACUACGACACAGACAGUCUGGGACUCAUAUAAUCCACUCUCUCACACUCACACACACUUCAUAAUGUAAAUAUUUCACCUUACUGGGUUUCCACGUUUUGUAAAAUAAUUUAUGUAUCUGCUCCCCUCUUAUUUACUCUGUGGCCCUCUUAUAAAUAUGCACCAAGGAGUCUUGGAUUAGGGGCAGGGAUCCUUUUCUAAAGCCCAGCGUGUGUGUGUUUGGGUGAGAGCAUGUGUGUGAGUGGGUGCAUGCAUGCUUGAGUGUGUGUGUUUGCGUCUUAAGCCAGGCAGAGCAGAAUACGGCCUGCUGUAAGCCCAGGCAUGUGUGAUUUGUGUGAUUGGGUUUAGACUGCGUUGAUAGGCGACGUCUUGGACACGAGAUGACCAGACGCUUCAUGGACAACGCAAGCUGUCAUGCUAAAAAUAUCAAGUUUGCCCCAUCACUGAGUGUCUCCGAGGACGAGCAGCUUGUGGAGAAGAUCCAAGAUUCUUGUAACUUUUCGGCCGGCCACAUCCUGUUCAAACACAUCUCUCCUCUCGUAUACCCUCCUCUGUCUGCUCGUAUUCCUUCUUGCUCAACAGACUCUUACACAUCUCAGUCGUCUCCCACAUAAACGCACCUCCCCUCAUUCUGGCCCCAUUCUCUUUUUUUAAUUUUUUUAUUUAGCUCUGCUCCCCUGUUCCCCGUCCCCUUUACCUGUCCAAGAAGGACAAAUCCUUUUUUACCGCCACUGCUCCCUUCCCUCGCUCCCCUAACCCCUCUGUUCCCCUAAUGGGCGCCAUAUCAGACAGCAGUGCCACAUUCCCUUCAUCGUCACUGAGAAGCUCUCUCCACCCCUAACCGCCUCGCCAACGCCAACGCCAACAUCAACACGACCCAAUGGAGACAAAAGAUAUGAUGCUGACGAGCAUGUUGACAAUGGACAAAGGAGAGAAUGAGGGAGAGAGGGAGAAAGGGAGAGAGGAGGCGGGGGACGGAGAGGAGGAGACACAGCAGGAAAAUGGUAGACUGGUGCUGGCUGAUGGUCUUGCAGAGAGAGGACCCAAGAGCCUGACCUCCGGCUCCGGACAGCAAGUGUCCAAUGGCUUCACCACCUCCACCCCUCAAAGCCCCAGGGAGGGACCAGGGACCGCAGCGUGCUCUGGAGGUACAGCCUCUGGGCCUGGAGGAGGAACCGGGUCCUCAGUGCCGCUGGGAGGCCUCAGGACUUUGGUGGUCCAACAAACCAGCUUGGACAAGCCCAGAGAGACCUGGAGCAAGAAGAUGGACUUCUUGCUCUCUGUGAUCGGCUAUGCUGUGGACCUGGGAAAUGUCUGGCGCUUCCCUUACAUCUGCUACCAAAAUGGAGGAGGUGCCUUUUUGCUGCCCUACCUGUUGAUGGCGGUGUUCGGAGGCGUCCCUCUCUUCUACAUGGAGCUGGCUCUCGGCCAGUUCCACCGCAGCGGCUGCAUCUCCAUCUGGAAGCACAUCUGCCCCAUCUUCAAAGGGAUCGGCUUUGCCAUCUGCAUCAUAGCCCUCUACAUAGCCUUCUACUACAACACCAUCAUGGCCUGGGCCUUGUACUAUCUAAUAUCAUCAUUUCGUCCCACCCUGCCGUGGACCACCUGCACCAACAGCUGGAACACACCCAACUGCAACCUUUACAUGUCCAGCGACCACAACGUGUCGUGGUCGAACUCCUCCACCUCCCCCGCCGAGGAGUUCUAUACUCGCCAGGUGUUGCAGGUCCACCGCUCCCCAGGUCUGCACCAGCUGGGCUCUGUCAGCUGGCAGCUGGCCCUCUGCCUGCUCUUCAUCUUCAUCAUCGUCUACUUCACCAUCUGGAAAGGAGUCAAGACGUCUGGAAAGGUCGUUUGGGUGACUGCUACCUUUCCCUACCUGGUCCUCCUGGUGCUGCUCAUCCGUGGGGCCACUCUGCCAGGGGCCUGGAGGGGCGUGAUCUUCUAUCUCAAACCUGAUUGGCAGAAACUGCUAAGCACUACAGUGUGGAUUGAUGCAGCAGCUCAGAUCUUCUUCUCGCUGGGUCCGGGGUUCGGCGUGCUUCUUGCCUUCGCCAGCUACAACCCGUUUCACAACAACUGCUACAAAGAUGCUUUGAUCACCAGCUCUGUGAACUGUCUGACCAGCUUUCUGUCCGGCUUCGUCAUCUUUACCGUGCUGGGCUACAUGGCUGAGAUGAGGAAGCAGGAUGUGGAUGUUGUGGCCAAGGAUGCUGGUCCCAGUCUGCUGUUCAUCAUUUAUGCAGAAGCCAUAGCAAAUAUGCCUGCUGCUACUUUCUUUUCCAUCAUCUUCUUCCUCAUGAUCAUUAUGUUGGGUCUGGAUAGCACGUUUGCAGGGUUGGAGGGGGUUAUCACAGCCAUGCUAGAUGAGUUCCCUCAUCUCCUGGCUAAGAGACGAGAGUGGUUUGUCUUCGGCCUGGUGUGCGUCUGCUACCUCGGGGCUCUCUCCACACUCACAUAUGGAGGAGCGUUUGUGGUGAAGCUGUUUGAGGAGUACGCUACCGGCCCUGCAGUCAUCACUGUGGUCCUGCUUGAAGUCAUCGCCGUUUCCUGGUUUUACGGUACCAACCGUUUCUGCAAUGACAUCCAGCUCAUGCUUGGUUUCUACCCGGGUUGUUUCUGGAGGAUCUGCUGGGUGGCCAUCUGCCCCAUCUUUCUGCUGUUCAUCAUCAUCAGUUUCCUGGCCUUCCCUCCGGAGGUCAGGUUGUUCAACUACCACUACCCGCCAUGGACCACUGUCCUGGGCUACUGCAUCGGGGUGUCUUCAUUCAUCUGCGUGCCUGUUUAUAUGAUCUACCACUUGCUCACUGCCAAGGGAACAUUCAAACAGCGUCUAUUAAAGAGUAUCACUCCAGAGCCCAGCUGUGGCCAACACAGAGACUUCAUUGUCACCAACGCAGUCUGACCAAACCCGGACCAAAAGAAGGUGCCACUCUAGCUACGUAGAGCGCCCUCUUCUGGACAAACUGCAAAACCACAGGACAAGGGGGCUACCUUUCACCGUCUUUGCCUCUUUUUCGAACAUCUCCUACACUUGUUUUUAGCUGUCUCACACCAAGAUCUAGACAUAGUGGUGGAGUUAGGUGGAGCCAGGCUGCAGUAGUUUAUUUAGCUUUGUUUAGUUUGGUUCCUUAUGCUGGUUCAGUUGAAGGAGAUCUCUGGUGUUACAAACGCCACAGAUUAGCUCCAAUAUCUUCAGCCUCCUCUCUCUGUUUGUCCACUCACAAGUGUCACCUAAGUCCUUUAGUGACCGACCUUUCUUCAGGUUGUAACAAAUAUUUUAUACAGUUAUUAGAAAGUAUGAUAUGAUCUCUGUUCAUGUAGACAAUAAACAGCGAGAUACUGCACAUUGAAAUCAGUUGAAGAAGGCCGGGGGCUGUAUUCACAAACAAUCUGAGAAUACUCUUAAGAGAGCUCCUAACUCAGCCUAAACUUUUCUAUCUUAGGAGUGAUUUAGGGAACUUCUCAGAGCAACUCUGAGCAUGAAGGGACAGAAACGUUUACCUUAGUGAGGAAGUGUGGUUGACCCCGUAGCUAGGUAUGACACAAGCUUUUAAAAAGGUGUGAUUGGUUGAUCAAGAAAAAGAAAAAUGCACUCUUAGUUUUAAUAGGCAUGGAAUGGACAGUGACAUUGAUAGGCCUACUAAUCAUAAUAAACUUUAUUUAUAUAGUACUUUUAAAAAACAAGUUUACAAAGUGCUUGACAGACAUAAAACCAGAAAGUACACGGUGUAAUUACAAAUUAGAAAGUUCAAUGCAGCAAAGACAUAGAAACAGAGAUAAAAGACAAUGAAAAGAAAUCUUAAGAAUAAAUCCAUGAAUAGAAGCCUAAA
Messenger RNA from Sebastes umbrosus (honeycomb rockfish), 4256 nucleotides. RefSeq names its product solute carrier family 6 member 4a (gene slc6a4a). Gene Ontology annotation, biological process: sodium ion transmembrane transport; serotonin uptake. The transcript is spliced from 15 exons. Bases 1304 to 3328 code for a protein of 674 amino acids. Gene Ontology annotation, cellular component: membrane; neuron projection. The record is from RefSeq and is a predicted model, not a curated record. NCBI's taxonomy places the organism in Eukaryota, Metazoa, Chordata, Actinopteri, Perciformes, Sebastidae. Gene Ontology annotation, molecular function: serotonin:sodium:chloride symporter activity; serotonin binding.